Messenger RNA from Vespula pensylvanica (western yellowjacket), 6988 nucleotides. RefSeq lists its product as uncharacterized. The record is from RefSeq and is a predicted model, not a curated record. The coding region runs from base 92 to 5437 and encodes 1781 amino acids. The transcript is spliced from 28 exons. Lineage: Eukaryota; Metazoa; Arthropoda; Insecta; Hymenoptera; Vespidae.
UCGUCGUCGUUGUCGUCGUUGUAAUCGUAACGGUAGCAAACUCGCUGUCCGAAAACUCAAAAAUAGCUAAGGCGUGUUAGUCAGUGCGACGAUGUCGACGGGGAACGACGACGGUUCGGCGGUAAGAUUCGGUCGGUGGUGUUGGUGCUGGCGAAGAAGAAGGCGGAGUAGCAUCAUUUUGAGCUCCUCCUUCUCCUCAUUUAUAUCCUUAAAAACGAUGUUAAUCACUUUGACCGUCUUCCUCGCGAUAACGGGCACGAUCGGUCGCGUCGACGCCGUCGCAAGGACGAAACAACAUGACGAUUCUUCAGGGUCUCGGGGUGGUGGUAGGACCGGUGGUGCUAACAAGGACGGCGAAUCUGUGAUCGAAGAAGUCACUGCCAAACAACUCGAGAGAAUCCUUAACGAUAAGGACUUCGUUGCUGUGUUUUGGUAUGCGAGAAGCUGUACGACGUGCGAUAAAGUAUUAGCCGAAUUGGAAAAAAUAGAUGAUGAUACGGAUCACUUUGGAGUCGAUUUUGUCAAGAUCAACGAUAAAAGAGUUGCGAAACAAUAUGGAAUUAAAAAUUUCCCUGCUCUCACGUAUUUCCGUGAGAAAGAACCGAUUAUAUACGAUGGAGACUUGAUGGAUGAAGAAAACGUCUUAGAUUUUCUUACCAGUUUAGAGGCAAUGGAUUUACCAGAUCGGAUAGAAGAAGUAAAUGCUAAAAUUCUGGAUAAAAUCGUCGAAGAUACGGAAUUCGUAGCGGUUCUUUUCUGUCCGGAUACGCAGCGGUGUGCUGGCGCCGGUUCUAACAAGCCAGACUGCAAGAAAUGCUUGAAAGCACUUCAAGAAUUGGAGAAUAUCGAUGACGAAGCUGAUCAAUUGGGUAUUGGUUUUGUCAAAAUUGCUGAUGAACAGCUUGCUGAAGAAUAUAAUCUCGGACCCUUACCGGCUCUCGUUUACUAUAGACACCAAAUUCCCAUUAUUUACGAACACGAGCUAAGCAGAGAGGAAGACGUAUUAGAAUGGUUAGUAGCAAAUAAAAGUACAGGCGAUGAAGAAGACGUUAUCGAAGAUGUUACAUCAAAAACGCUGAACACGUUGAUUGGAAAUAUCGACAAUCUAGUCGUUUUGUUUUACGAUCAUGGAGACGAGGAUUCGAUGCAAGUAUUGAACGAGCUUGAAAAAAUAGAUGACGAUUUGGACAAACAUGGUAUACAAUUCGUCAAGAUCGACGAUGAAAAAGCAGCGAAGGAGUUUGGUUUAGAUUCUGUACCAGCGAUUGUUUAUUUUGAAAAGCAAAUCCCAAAUGUUUAUGACGGUGACGUCGAAAACGAGGAUGAGAUUUUGGAAUGGUUGUUAUCACAAUUAGAAAAGGACGAGAUAGAAGAUGUUACCGACGAGAUGUUGGAUCGUUUGAUAAAAGAUGGGAAAACAUUGGCUGUUCUAUUUUACGAUAACAACGAUCGAAAGUCACAAAGGAUUUUAAACGAAUUGGAAAACAUCGAUGACGAGUGCGAUCAAUUGGGUGUGAUCUUCGUUAAGAUCGAUAACCCUGAAGAAGCUAAGGAAUAUGGUAUCGAGAAAGUACCAAGUAUGCUUUAUUUUGAAAAAGGAAUACCAACGAUGUACGAGGGUAAUUUGGAGGACGAAGAGAAGGUAUUGAAAUGGUUGGAACAACAACAAAAGAGCGAACAAAUAGAGGACAUCACCAACGAGAUGUUAGACAUGGUUAUUGACAAAAUGCCGCACGUAGCCGUACUUUUUUAUGACAAGGAUCAAAAGAAAAGUCAAAAGGUGCUUGGCGAAUUAGAAAACAUUGACGACGAUUGCGAUCAACAUAAUAUAGCUUUUGUCAAGAUCCAUGAUUUAGAGGAAGCUAAGGAAUAUGGCAUUGACAACCUUCCAACUUUAGUUUUCUUUGAAAAAAGAAUACCACACAUUUACGAAGGUGAUCUAAUGAACGAAGAUCAAUUAUUGGGAUGGUUGUUACAUCAGAAAAAACAUACUGAGAUACCUGAAGUUACGGAUGAAAUGAUGGAAAAGCUUAUUGAAACUUCGCCUUAUCUUGCUGUUCUUUUUUACGACAAAGACGAUAAGCAGGAUAUACGUAUUCUAAACGAAUUAGAAAAUAUCGACGAUGAACUCGAAAAGGAAGGCAUUGUUAUCAUUAGAAUGGAUAAUGAUGUUGAGGCAAAGGAGUAUGGUAUCGAUCAUCUUCCUACUUUAGUUUAUUUCGAAGAUAAGAUCCCAGCUAUUUACGAAGGUGAUCUUCUCAACGAAGACGAAGUUUUGGAAUGGUUGAUCGAACAAAAAAAUACUGCCACGAUCGAAGAGGUCACGGAUGAGAUUCUAACUGAUCUCAUAAACGAACACGAAUAUGUUGUGGUGUAUUUUAGUGGAAGCUGUGACGAAGGUGAAAGCUGCGAUAACGUUCUUUUAGAAUUAGAAAAUAUCGACGACGAGUUAGACGAAGCUGGUAUUAUUUUCGUGACGACGGAAGAUAUGCCACUUGCCAAGAAAUAUGGUAUUAGAAGCUUCCCCACUUUGGCUUUCUUUAGAAAUAAAGAACCUUUGAUAUAUCCUGGUGAUCUUGGAGACGAGGACGAAGUUCUGUCCUGGAUCACGGACGAAAAUACACUGGAGAUACCAGGGAAGAUCGAAGAGGUUAAUUCCAAACUGUUGGAAAAUAUUUUAGAUGAGAACGAUUAUGUUGUUGUUUUCUUUUAUAAGGAAGGUGACAAAAAGAGUCAGAAAAUUCUUCAAGAGUUAGAAAACAUUGACGACGAGUGCGAAGAGAAGAAUAUAGAUUUUGUUAAAAUAUCCGACGAAGGCAUUGAAAAGGAAUACGAUUUACCUGGGCUACCAGCUCUUGCAUUUUACAGGAACAAAUUUCGUCAGUUUUAUACAGGAGACAUGAUGCACGAGGAAGCUAUUUUAGAUUGGGUAUUAGAUCUUCGAAGUUCCACGCCCGAUGUUAUCGAGAGCGCUGAUAGAAAAACAUUGCAAAUGCUCAUUAAUGAUGUGGAACAUCUUGCUGUAUUUUUCUACGAUGACGAUUGCGAUACCUGUGCAGAAAUAUUGGAGGAAUUAGAAACGAUUGACGAUGAUACAGAUAAGCACGGGAUUCAGUUCGUCAAAUCGAACGAUGCUAAAUUGGCAGCCGAGAUCGGUGUCUUCUCCUUUCCAGCACUGAUUUACUACGAGACCGGUGUUCCAAUCAUGUACGACGGUAAUCUUCUCGACGAAGCUGAAGUUCUCGAUUGGAUGGUGAAACAGAAAACCGAUGAGAGCAUCGAGGAGAUUGAUCGAGAGACUCUAAUGAAGUAUAUUGAUACGAAGGAAUUUCUCGCAGUUAUUUUUUACAAAGAAGAAGAUCCAGAAAGUCCUCGAGUACUCCGGCACGUCGAGUUGAUCGACGACGAAGCUGCUGAGUAUGGAAUAAAAAUAGUUCGUAUGAAGGAUCGUUUAAUGGCGAAAAAAUAUGGUUAUCGAAACCCACCUGGUAUAACUUAUUUCCGAAAAGGUAAAAGUACGAAUUACGAUGGUGAUAUAGACGACGAGGAAGAGAUCCUUGAUUGGUUAACCGAUCCUAAUAACAUGGAAUUAACGGAUCAUAUCGAAAGAAUUAACAAGAAGAUGUUUCAUAAAAUACGUCAAUCUACCGACUACUUGGCUGUAUUUUUUUACAGCACCGACUGUAAACAAUGUAGUAGAGUUCUGGCAGAGAUCGAGCAUAUUGACGACGAAGCUGAUAGUGCCGGAAUCAAAUUUGUGAAGAUCGACGACAAGGAACUUGCCAAACAUUACGGAGUAUUUGCAUUACCAGGAAUACUUUUUUUCAAACUGACAUCGAAAGAACCGGUGAUAUUUGCUGGAGAUCUCUACGACGAAGAACAGAUUUUGCAAUGGUUAAUGACGCAAAAGGAUCCAUCGGGCGAGGCAAUCGAAGUUUUGGAUGGAGAAGAACUUCUGAAUCUAAUUCGAGAAUCCGAAUCCUUGGCCGUAUAUUUCUGGAACAGAACGCUUUGCGACAUGUGUCAAGCAAAAAUGCAUCGCAAGCAGACACGGCACAAGGAGCACAGGAUCAACGAACACGAGACAACCGAGGAUGUUGACGAUCUCGACAAUUGCGAACAAUGCACUGGAAUCCUAGAAGAAUUAGAAAAUAUUGACGACGAUUGCGACAGACACGGUAUCACUUUUAUAAAGACACAGGAUCACAAAGUGGCAGAGGAUUACGGCGUUACUGAUUUUCCAGUCCUCGUUUAUUUUGAAAAUCAAAUACCCAAUGUAUUCGAAGGAGACUUGGCCGUAGAAGAGGAAGUAUUGCAGUGGCUGAUCACACAGAAAACUGAGGAUCGCAUUGAACUGAUAACUCGAGUGAUGUUGGAAGCCUUUGUUGAAGAAACACAGUAUCUUGCUGUUUAUUUCUACAAGCAAAACUGUCACAUAUGCGACGAAAUAUUAGAAGGUUUAGAAAGAGUCGACGACGAAUGUGACGUCUUUGGUAUACACUUGGUUAAGAUUCAAGAUCCACAACUAGCGAAAAGAUAUUCCAUUAAAACUUUUCCUGCUCUAGUUUACUUUCGUAAUGGCAAUCCUCUUUUGUUCGAAGGAGAUCUCCAAAACGAGGAGUCAGUUUUGGAAUGGUUGAUCGAUGAUGAAAAUCGUGAAUUGGCUGAUGAGAUUGAAUCUGUCAACGAAAGAAUGUUAGAGAGACUAUUGGACGAGUCGCCAUUUCUGGCAGUCUUCUUUUACGACGAAGAUUGUGCAGAGUGCGACGAAAUUAUGGAAGCAUUGGAGAAGAUCGACGGUGAAGCUGAUCUUUUUGGAAUCGAUUUUGUAAAGAUAUCGAGUACUGAAACUGCUGAGAAAUAUAAUAUUAUGAAUGUACCAUCCUUGGUAUAUUUUCGUAAGAGAACUCCUCUUAUUUACGACGGUGAUCUCACCCAAGAAGAUAAAAUUUUACAAUGGCUCACUUCCCAAGAUGUUUUUGAGAUAAAGAAUGAAAUCGAAGAAGUUAACAAGAAGAUGCUCGACAAGUUGUUAGAUGAAAAUGAAUUCCUCGCUGUUUUCUUUUACGAAUAUAACAAUACGGAGAGCGAGAAAGUUCAUGAAAAAUUAGAAACGAUCGACGGUGAAACGGAUAAUUUAGAUAUAACGUUUGUCAAAAUGGCUGAUCCGAGGUACGCACGAAAAUGGGGUGUCACCAAGCUUCCAGCUAUCGUUUACUUUCGUAAACGUUUUCCCAGCAUUUACCGAGGUGAUCUUCACAAAGAAAAUGAAGUUCUCGAGUGGCUUCGCAAAAACAGAUACCGUCAACCAGAAUUAAACAUCUACAUGUAUAUAUUAAUAGCGACUACAGUGGUCUUUGCGAUGUACACUGGUUUCCUGCUUUCGUGUUUCCGAUCAGAACCAUCGACUACAACGCCUCAUCCAAAGCAAGCUUGAAAAAUAUUUUCUGUCGAUAUCUGAAAAUAAUUAAAAAGAAAAUAGUACGAUUAAGUUGAAUAAUGAUGAGCAAAAAAGGAAAAAAAAAAAGAAAAAUAAGUAAGAAGAGACGAUUAAGAUAAACGUUUAGCGGAGAAAGAGAAAGAAAAUAAAUGAAUGAAUGAAUGAAUGAAUGAAUGCAAGAAUGAAUGAAGGAACGAAAGAAUGUAAGAAUGAUAAGAACAUGUAAAAUCUAUAAUGAACGAAUUUAUGAUUGUGAGGAAUGAAAUAUUGAAUGAUGAAUGUGCUCAAUUUAUUUCAAAAAAAAAAAAAAAAAAAAAAAAAGUUCGACUUCUCUCGACUCGAUAAUAAAAAUAAUAAAAAUAAUAUCAUAUUAGAAUAUGAGAUCGAUGCACUCUCUCCAUGUGCCGGUGAUAUUGGUUAUCAUCUCACCGUAUUAUUUGCCCUGCUGAAAAUUUCCGUCUAAUGCAUCUCUAUGAUAUAUAUUGAUAUAUGAUAUAUGAUAUGAUAUAGCAUAUAGCAUAUAAGGCAUUGUGAAUCAUCAUAGUAGAUUUCUUCGAUAGAGAUUGUUUAUUGUAUCUACGUUUAAAACGAAAAAAAAAAAAAAACAAAAAAAACAAAAAUGAAAAAAAAAAACAAAAAAAGAGAGAUCUUUCCAAGGAAAUUAAACAAUUAAUGCGGACCACUGGAACAUUCCUAAGAGAGAAUAGAAAAAAGAAAAAAAAAAAAAGAUGACGGAUAGAACGAACUUUUUAUCUUGGAUUCUUUAAUUAUCUUGUAAUAACACAAUUGAACCGGUGAUUAUGAAAGUGGUCUAAAUAGAGAUAUAUUUAAAAGGCUAUUCUCGAAAAUUACACAAAAGAAUUAUUUUUAUCAAGAAUAUAUAUAUAUAGAUAGAUAGAUUUUCUAUUGGUCUCUAGAUAAUAGAAAAAUAAUUUUUCAAUAAUUCCUUCGUCCCAAUAAAAUAUUCCAUCAGAAAAGAUAUAAAUGACUUUGGAUCACAUUCAUAAUCACCGACUCUGAAUUAUGCUUUAUUAUAUAUUUAUAUUAUCAUUCAUUUAUAUAUUCUAGCGUUCGAUGAGAAAAUUCUUUUGUUUUAUUUAUUUCCUCAUUUAUUUAUUUUUCUUUUGUUAAUUCACGUAAAAAUUUAUAAUCAUGCUCUGCGAGAAUAAUAUUUGUUGCAAUCAGGCACCCGUUUAUAUCAUUGUUAUAGAUAGAAUUUUUGGCAGGGUAUACAUGUGGACCAAAUGUAUCGUAUCUAGAUCAUGUUUUAGACCAUUUAAAAUGAAAGAUCAUAGAUUAAAAACAAAUAGAAAUAUGGUUAUCGAUGUAAACGAGAGUAAAAGAGGACAAAAAAUGAGUAAUAUGAGAAAAGAAAAAGUAUAUAUGCAUAUAUAUAUAUAUAUAUAAAGAAAAGAAAGGAAAGAAAAAAAAAAGAAAGUGCGCGUUAAAUUAAGAUUUGAUUAUCCUUUUGAUUUAUAACAGAGCUAAAUAAAAUACUGGGUUUACAAAAAGUACGGAUAACAUUUUAAAAUGGUUUACGUUGAAACA